AAUGUUCCAGAGUAUUGAGAUCCUCAGAGGGAAAGCAUUACAGAAAUGCAGGGUAUUAUAUUAUCAGUAACACAUACUAUACAUAGAACAACGUUUGUCUGCCUUAAUACUGCGAUCAGUGGAGUUUUGUCUUCUGGCUCCUGUUUAAAAGACACACACACACAACUUGCAAAUCCAAUGAGUUAACACUCUGCCGACUUCCUCUAGACACUGACCUCGGGGGUCAAACUCUUAGGGAAAUUGUGCUGGUUUUCCAUUCUCCUGAAGCCAGUCCCUACCAACAAGCAAGUCCUAUCUCUGAGUGGAAGCUCACAAAGAAUUUCUCGAGAGAAUAUGUAGCUGUGUUGGCAACAAAAUUCUCUCCGCAAAAUGGGAAGAAAGAGUUGUUAACUGAUGAGUCAGUCCAGCUUUUAUAGCAGAUUAUCUAUCUUCGUGGUAUUUCCAAGAGCAUAAAUGCUAUUAAAAAAAGAGACGGUCAUGACAGGAAGAACACAGUAGAAAAAAACAAGAACAUUUGAGCCAAAAGCAAUUUACUUUGCCAGUAACUGGUUACAUUUCCCUUUGUUUUAUUAUUAUUAUUGCAAGAGUUGGGGUUGACAUAAAAGUUUCCCACACCUGCACUGCCCUGCCAUGUAACUUGUGUGAACCCGUAGUGAAAUAAAUAUAUAAACAAACGGCUGCACCUCUGAGCUUCUAGACCCUUUCAGAAAAACAAACUUGUUUUGCUAUCCUGUUGAGAAAAUAGACUAUAAUUCAUUAAUAUUUGAAGGCGUUUAAAAAGAAAAAACAAACAUGGGUUCACUGUAGCCUGGAGCUCUGGAGGUAGCUUGAUUCUCUGAGGAUUAACACCUAUAGAAAUAGCAGUGACUUCACAAAGGUGAAUAGUUGUUAAUUUCUUGGCACUGAGUUAGAAAGAGGAAGAGAUGGGCAGUCAGAGGGAAAAGAUUUUUUUUUUUUAAAAAAAAAACACAGAGAUCUUUCAAUGAUUCGAGAGAAGAGUCAGUGGCCCACUGGUGAAUGGGGUAAUAUGCAGGGCUCUCUGACUAAGUUUUAUUGGCUUUAGUGGAAGUCUUACCAGCUACGGUUAGGUUAAGACUAAUGGGGACCCCACUCGCUGUCAAUUCAGUUGGACGUUUUUUUCCUGUCUGGGGUGGGCCGCAGCACCCUCGUGCUGUGUAGAACUUCAGUGUUUUCAUUUGGGGAGUGCUCCCUGGUGACUACCAGCCCAAGUUACUAUGAAUACUUCAUUCGGAGGCGGUGUGUGUGUGUCUGUGUGUCUAUUAGAGAUAAGUUGCUUAAAGCAGGGGCUCUGGAUAAAGUCCAGUUGCCCGUGUUGAAAUCCUUCUGCCACCAGUAACUACUUGUAUGGUCUGAGGCAAGUUAUUUCAUCUCUGUCUCAGUUUUCUGGUCUGUAUGAUGGGGAAAAAGGACCAUGCCUUCCUCUUUGGCUCCUUGGGAGUUUUAAUGGAGUUAUUGUAUGCAAAGCACUUAGAAGAGUGACUUGUAAAGAGAAAGUGCUCAGAAACGGUUAGCUACUAUUACUAUUCACUUAGCUACUCUUAUUAUUCAUGCACAAUGCUGGAAACAUUCACGCAAAGGGCAUUUACUGAACUCUCCGAUAAACCAGACCAGUGAAUUAUAUACACCCCUAAAAGUAACAGUAUAUCUAUUGCUUCGCAUUAAUUUUUUUAAAUAAAACUGGCUGGAGCCAGAUGUGCUAUCAGUAAGGGUACUACUUUCUCUCUAGCAGAGCUUUUUCUUGGUAAAGAUCAGUCUCACCUAAAGAACAAGAGCCGGUCUAAUUCUGGAGUCUCAAGACUUAGGUUCUGCGAGUCAGUUACAUAGCACUGAGCUUUCAAGGAGAGGUAUAGGUCCUUGCAGGGUGGCUAGAAGGAGCUAGGGCUGUUUCUUACAUGAGUCAAUUAAGGUCCACAGACCCACCCCACUCCUGUCCACCAGCACACCAUAAUGCACCUGUUUUCACUCAUUGACCUAGCAAAUGACAGAGUUUCAUGACCCUAAAGGGAAAAAGAUGUGGCCUGGGGACCAGAAUUUUUGCUGUCCCCAAAGCCAGCCCUUCAAUACCAAAACUUUACCUGGUGUCUUCUGAAUCCAAAAGGUCUGGAAUUGGAUUGCAGGGGCCCUACCCAGUCCUUUGUGUUCCAUUCCCCCCAGGACUUUGAAUGCUUGUGUUCUUCAGGGUGUUUGUGCAUUGCAUGUGGGGACUAGAUGAUAGCCCUACUGAGAUUCCAAAGGCCCUGGUCUCCUGUCUCCAUUCCCAGUGCGAACUCAAGUCGCCAGUUUAUGUUUUCAGAGUAUCAGCAUUAAGUAGUAAAGCGGAAUGCGGUUUUACAUGUGCCCAAAGUGACACGUAUACCACAUGGGAGGCUGGCAGGACCAGUCUAUGAAGACGGGAUAGAACAAUAUGUGGGCAUCUUUCUUUCUAUUAGUCACUUUUUCAUUCAACAAGUGCAUGUUAUGUAAUGCUGCCUUUGGGUGUUGUGCUGGGCAGGUAAAACACACAUCCCACAGGCUCUUGCCCUUAAGGAUUCUCCAGUCUAGUAUAAUAAUAUACCAAAAAGUACAACUAAACUACGAGGAAUACAGUGAAAUGUUCCAUAAGAGAAGGAGAGAAAAAACGUUCAGAGGGGAGCGGAGGAGAGGAAUUUGAGUCUGAGCCCUGAGUGACUGCUGGGAUUUGCCUAACCAUACCUGAAAUACCCAUGUACUUGCCUUAUUAAGAACAAAGGGCUUUUUCUCUUGAUCAAAUCCCAUUUGGAGUUUAAGUUUGUGUGACCAGAAUAUUAGGUGCUAGUCUGUUCUAAAUUUGUAAUUCUCAGAAUCUGCUGGGGGAGUACAUGUGCUGCUCUGGCUUCUGAAAACAGCUCAAAGAAUAGAGAAAAUAAACCCAGUUUGGGGAUGACUUCUUGUCAGUUCCCGGAACCUCUGCCUUUAUUUAAAAACAGCAUGUUCAAUGCAAGUUCUAUCAAAAAGGCCUUUGGGAUUUGAAAGCUUUUCUGGAAAUAAAUGCCUUGUAGAUUUAAGUGCUUUUCGCCAAAAUGCUAGGAAGGGAAGAUCAUAGUAACAAGUCGCAGCACAGAGGUGAUACUGUUUUGUUUUAAUGAAAUGCCUCCAAACUGCUACCCUAAGUUCUGUCAGUUUUCUGCUCAGCGAUUAUUUUGAUUAGGGACUUGAAAGUACAUCCUUCCCUCACGGUCAUUAAAGUCUUAGCACUUGGGUCAGUUGUGGAAACACUUCUGUGCUAGACAAAGUCUUCUAAACAAAACAAACAGUCCACGCCCUGGCUCCAGGCUGCGGACCGUGUCAAAUUCAUGGAACGUGGCUUCGUGCUCUGACGAGGAGAGCAAGAGGUCAGGAUCCACAAAACAGGCCGGCUGCAAUCACCAGCCCUGCGCGGGGAGGCGGACAGAGCAGAGCCCUCCCUGCCAGUCUGGCAACUCCAGCAAAGUCCUCAGGCUCAUCCCACACACUCGGUGCUAGUCACUGCUGUGUGUUUACAUGAGUAAUGGAGCUGCUGGGGGAGGGGAGUUGUAAGCAGAGCGCUGAGCCUCGCAGCUCGCAUUCGGAGGGAAGCUGACAUCCACACCAAGUCGAGACUUCUUCCAGGGAUGUGGCCGGAGAGCAGUCACAUGCUGUAGCUUUCAUGAGCACAGACAUCAGUCAGGCAGAUGUUUGUCGAUUGGAAUGGCGCCAAAUCUUAAAGGCAGACCACGCAAAAAGAAACCAUGCCCACAAAGAAGAGAUUCAUUCAGUGGUGUUAAGGAUUCCAACAAUAAUUCUGAUGGCAAAGCCGUUGCCAAGGUGAAAUGUGAGGCUAGGUCAGCCUUGACCAAGCCGAAGAAUAACCAUAGUAACUGUAAAAAAGUCUCAAAUGAAGAAAAACCAAAGGUUGCCAUUGGUGAAGAGUGCAGGGCAGAUGAACAAGCUUUCUUGGUGGCACUUUAUAAAUACAUGAAAGAAAGGAAAACGCCGAUAGAACGAAUACCCUAUUUAGGUUUUAAACAGAUUAACCUUUGGACUAUGUUUCAAGCUGCUCAAAAACUGGGAGGAUAUGAAACAAUAACAGCCCGCCGUCAAUGGAAACACAUUUAUGAUGAAUUAGGCGGUAAUCCUGGGAGCACCAGCGCUGCCACUUGUACCCGCAGACAUUAUGAAAGAUUAAUCCUACCAUACGAAAGGUUUAUUAAAGGAGAAGAAGAUAAGCCCCUGCCUCCAAUCAAACCUCGGAAACAGGAGAACAGUUCACAGGAAAAUGAGAAUAAAACAAAAGUAUCUGGAACCAAACGCAUCAAACAUGAAAUACUUAAAAGCAAGAAAGAAAAAGAAAAUGCCCCAAAGCCCCAGGACGCAGUAGAGGUUUCAUCAGAGCAAGAAAAAGAACAAGAGACUUUAAGCCAGAAAAGCAUCCCUGAGCCUCUGCCAGCAGCAGACAUGAAGAAAAAAAUAGAAGGGUAUCAGGAAUUUUCAGCGAAGCCCUUGGCAUCCAGAGUAGACCCAGAGAAGGACAAUGAAACAGACCAAGGUUCCAACAGUGAGAAGGUGGCAGAGGAGGCCAGAGAGAAGGGGCCCACACCUCCACUCCCAAGUGCUCCUCUGGCCCCAGAAAAAGAUCCAACCUUGGUCCCUGGGGCCAGCAAACAGCCACUCACCUCUCCCAGUGCCCUGGUGGACUCAAAACAAGAAUCUAAACCCUGCUGUUUUACAGAGAGCUCUGAAAAUGAGCUCCAAGAAGCAUCCUUCCCCAGCUUCCCCACCACACAGCCACCGCUGGGAAACCAGAAUGAGAUGGAGGAUGACAAACUGCCCGCCAUGGCGGAUUACAUCGCCAACUGCACUGUGAAGGUGGACCAGUUGGGCAGUGAGGACAUCCACAAUGCGCUCAAGCAGACCCCAAAGGUCCUUGUGGUCCAGUCGUUUGACAUGUUCAAAGACAAAGACCUGACGGGGCCCAUGAACGAGAACCAUGGACUGAAUUACACACCCCUGCUCUACUCCAGGGGCAACCCAGGCAUCAUGUCCCCACUGGCCAAGAAAAAGCUUUUGUCCCAAGUAAGUGGGGCCAGCCUCUCCAACAGCUACCCCUAUGGCUCCCCACCCCCAUUGAUCAGCAAAAAGAAACUGAUGGCUAGGGAUGACUUGUGUUCCAGUUUGUCCCAGGCCCACCAUGGCCAAAGCGCUGACCAUAUGGCGGUCAGCCGGCCAUCGGUGAUUCAGCAUGUCCAGAGUUUCAAAAGCAAGCCCUCAGAGGAAAGAAAGACCAUCAAUGACAUCUUUAAGCACGAGAAACUGAGUCGAUCAGAUCCCCACCGCUGCAGCUUCUCCAAGCACCACCUUAACCCCCUUGCUGACUCCUAUGUCCUGAAGCAAGAAAUUCAGGAGGGCAAGGAUAAACUCUUAGAGAAAAGGGCCCUCCCCCAUUCCCACAUGCCUAGCUUCCUGGCAGACUUCUACUCAUCCCCUCAUCUCCAUAGCCUCUACAGACAUACUGAGCACCAUCUUCAUAAUGAACAGACAUCCAAAUACCCGUCCAGGGACAUGUACAGGGAAUCGGAAAACAGUUCUUUUCCUUCCCACAGACACCAAGAAAAGCUCCAUGUAAAUUAUCUUACAUCCCUGCACCUGCAAGACAAAAAGUCAGCGGUAGCAGAAUCUGCUACAGAUGAUCAGCCAACAGAUCUGAGCCUUCCCAAGAACCCGCACAAACCUACCGGCAAGGUCCUGGGCCUGGCUCACUCAGCCACAGGGCCCCAGGAGAGCAAAGGCGUUUCCCAGUUCCAGGUCUUAGGUAGCCAGAGUCGAGACUGUCACCCCAAAGCCUGUCGGGUAUCACCCAUGACCAUGUCGGGCCCUAAAAAAUACCCCGAAUCAAUUUCAAGAUCAGGAAAAACUCACCAUGUGAGACUAGAGAAUUUCAGGAAGAUGGAAGGCAUGGUCCACCCAAUCCUGCACCGGAAAAUGAGUCCACAGAACAUUGGGGCGGCGCGACCAAUCAAGCGCAGCCUGGAGGAUUUGGACCUUGUGAUUGCAGGGAAAAAGGCCCGGGCAGUGUCUCCCUUAGACCCAUCCAAGGAGGUCUCUGGGAAGGAGAAGGCCUCUGAGCAGGAGAGUGAAGGCAGCAAGGCAGCACACAGUGGGCAUUCCGGGAGCGGAUCAGAAGGCCACAAGCUUCCCCUCUCUUCCCCUAUCUUCCCAGGUCUGUAUUCCGGGAGCCUGUGUAACUCGGGCCUCAACUCCAGGCUCCCAGCUGGGUAUUCUCAUUCUCUGCAGUACUUGAAAAACCAGACUGUGCUUUCUCCGCUCAUGCAGCCCCUGGCUUUCCACUCGCUUGUGAUGCAAAGAGGAAUUUUUACAUCGCCGACAAAUUCUCAGCAGCUGUACAGACACUUGGCUGCGGCUACACCUGUAGGAAGUUCGUAUGGGGACCUUUUGCAUAACAGCAUUUACCCUUUAGCUGCUAUAAAUCCUCAAGCUGCCUUUCCAUCUUCCCAGCUGUCAUCCUUGCACCCCAGUACAAAACUGUAGGCUCAGUUUCGCCCAGCAGUCCAAAGCGGCAUGGCUAACAGAGCUUCACUCCUUACCCAGGCGGGCUGGCUUAUAGAGUUAGAAGUCAGUAUUUCUUCUAAUCUGGGGCUAUGAUCAGUCCCAGCUGUAGGGGCCCAGAGGGGAGGUGAACAUGCCUGAUUUUUGUGGGACAACUCCAGCCUUGGCUGGUCAGUAAUGACUCCUUUCCAACACAGAUGCCCAGGCACCUCCAGAUCAUUCAUUUCGCAUGUGGGCCUUGUAAAGGGAUUUGUGAAUAUCUAGGAAAAAAUUCUUAGAGGACCCCAUCUGAGUUUGGAUGGUCAGAAAACAAUCUGGGCAAAAAAGGGGCAGGCAUUUCAAAGGAAGGGGCAAGGAAGACUGGCAAACAGAUGCCAAGGGAUGCCCCUCUUUUUCAUAAAACUCUCCAAGUUUCAAUCAAUGCAAUGUAUAGUGAAACUUCAAUAGAUCUUUCAUUUUGACACUAUUAAACAAUCCAGAGAAGUAAACACUGUUAAAUUGACUGUAUAUAUUUGCUUCAUAAAACUACCCGUAUCACUGUUUGCUCACCUAAUUUAUAUACAGGUAGUUCCAUUUUCUCCUUUCUCAUCCCUUUUUUUUUUUUUUUUUAAUUAAACGGUAUCGCUUUUGUUUGCAGGUCUUUUUGUUUUUGUUUUUGUUUUGUUUUCGAGGCUGGCUGACUGUCCUAGUUGUCGUGUGUUUGUAAUUUUUCCACAUCUUAUUUUUGAGCAGCUUUGGGUGGUAAAGUUAUUGUUUACAAAUUGAAGCAACUGAUUCUAGUGGAACAAAUGAAAAAGAAACAGUCAAGCACACAAUAGUGCAAAGAACGUUCCUCUGUAGAUCCUCAACUUAAGGAUUUUGUUCCUCAUAAAUGGCAUAGUUGAAAGAGCUUAUACACUGCUUACCCAGCCAAAUGCUUUGCUUUGAAAUAUUGGGUUCUGUGAAAAUAUUGAGCAUUGUACUUACCUUAUCUAGGCUGUGAAACUGUCCUACAUACCAGAGGAAUCAUAAAAACAAAAACCUCACUGGCAGCAAGCUGCCGAAUAACAACAGAGUCUAGAGGACAUAUUUGUGGGCUGCACAGAUAUUUUAGGAAUUUCAGAAAUUAGAACAGGAGCCAAAAUGAUUUACAUUGGCAUUGGCACCAAUUCCUUUAAAUGGUCUGGGAAAGGGGGUUGGGAAGAGGAUGGAGCUCAAAUGGCCAGAAGAGGAGGAGCUGCAGUCCUGAUAGCUUCUCUAGCCUCAGUCUUUUGAGUAGUAAGCAGUCACGUUGUUUUCAUCGAGUUGGUUUCUUGUCAUUCCCAAGGAGAAUCUCCCAGGCCACAGCUUUGGGGAUAGUUGACAUACUGGAUUAGCCUUUUCAAAAGGAAAGUCAUCCUCUUUGGGCUUACGGGGCAUGAGUUUUGUGUACACACACACACACGCGCGUAAGGUGGUUUUGGUCAUAUUUUUAACCACCUGGCAAUACAGUCCGCUUUCUGGUUUCUUUUCUUGUUUGGAAGUAAAUGGUCAAGCUGCUCAGGCAGUGAAAAGAUGUGCAGAAUGUCCAUUGUCAUUCUCACCACUUUAUUGCAUUUGCUACCGAGAUGUAACAUUAAGGUGGAUGCAUUUUCAAACUGUAUUAAUUAAAAGUCAAUGGAUACAGAGAGUGGAUUUUCUCCCGAAGUCCCAUCCCUGCUGAAGACCGCUUAGAUGAACUCUCCAACCCAGUGUGCCCCUCCCGCAACACUACCAGUAGACUUUAGAACCAUAGUUAAUUCUUUUACCUCUGAGAUAUUUAAUUCUGGGAAAAUUGGUGACAAUUUUCAACUUCUAAAUAGGUAACUCGACUGCAAAAUAGUCAAAACUGAUAAUGAAACUGCGGCUCUUAAACAAAGCCAUGCAUGCCGUGCAUUUGUAUUGAGAUGUCUCCAUGAUAUGAAGCCAAAUAUUCAGUGUAACAUACUUAAUAUCCAAAGGUGGAAACAAAAGAAUGUAGAGAUCCAGUGUUAAGAGUUCCAUUUGCUUCAAUUAAUUAUUUACCUUCCUGUGGAAUAAUAUAUAUAUAUAUAUAUUUAAUAGAACCAUAGAUAGACUAGUAGAUUUUAGAUUAUAAAUGUGUGACUGCAGAUUAUCCUGCUAUUGCACAAGCUAGAAGGGGGAAAAAAUCUCAAUUCCAGCUGGCAAGAUGCUAGCCAGGACACAUAUAAUAAGAAAAUUGCACUAGAUUGAAUGGUCACAGAAUCGGAGAAUAUGGAAGAAAAAGGAAACCUCGGUGGCUCUGCAGCAGACAGGGGCUAGAUCAUAUGUGGCUUCUAUGACUUCGUGUCUUAAAAGAAAGGGGGAGCCAUCUGUCCCCAGUGGCUCACCUAUUUGGAAUAUGGGGCAUUUGUUUUUUCCACUGCAAUGAUUUCAGUCUGGUUUCAUCAUGUUGGAAUUCGAUCACACCAUUUUCAAACAAUGUUAACAUAGUCCAGCUUUUGUUUUUCUCAUCUCUUCCGAGAGGAGACUCACUGUUUCUGUCUGAGGAAGCUCAUACCCUCGGCAAAACAUCAGGACAAAUAAAGAGAAAUGGGGGUAUGUAUUCCCAACAGAAGCAGUGUGUUAUUUGUUUUAAAACUCUGAACAGAGAUCUUGGAAAUUGUUCAAAAAGACCAUUGAAUUCUUCAUUGGCUGAGAACAACGUUUUAAAAUGUCUUAAAUAAGGCUUUGUUUGCAUUGUUUGAGUUCAAGGGGCCUUAUUAUUGAAUGGAAUUGCACAAGCCUUUCUUUGUGCAAUCAAACCAUUGUUAUUGGUAGUUCUGUAAAGGAAACUGUGGAAUCGAAUUGGCAGUGGAGUCAUAAAUCUAUUUACUGAGUGUGGCUUCCAAGAAAUGUUGCAAUUGAAAAUGCAGUAAGUCUGUGAUUUAUUGGAGAUUUGGAGAUUCUAAAUAAUAUUUUUAAAAAACCUUUCCAUGCAACUUCUGGUUUAAUGUUUGGCAACUCCACAUGAAAAAAAAAACAGCCCAACCGAGUUUCAGAAUUAAGUAGUAUUCUAGUAAGUGAUUCGAACUUGUAAUAUUUGCCACAGGACUGACUUAUUUAUUUACUAGCUAGAAGCUCUUAAGUUCACUUGUUUAUCAGGGCAUAUACAGAAGGGUUUGUUAAAACUCGAUGUUAACUUUACAACUUUCUGACCUGGUGCAUGAAUUCUCAAGUACUGUAUUUCACUGUGUUGGUGUGUCUGAUGGAAAUUUCGAGGUGGUCCCACAAAAAUAUUUUAUGUAGUGUGCCUUCAAAGAGAACCGUUUAUUUCUCUUCACUUAUCGUCCCACAAAGUCACAUUUGGUGGUGGUCAGCCAAGUCCCAUCUGGUCUAGUUUUACUCUUGUCCCAAUUUUAAAGAGAAAUGGGAAUGAGUUUGCCCUGGUGAGACCCACACCAUUGCAAUGAUUAUCUUGAGCACUUAAAAGUCCAGUGUUGGCUGUUAGUGUAUUUGAUAUUCUGCCUGUCUCCUCAUGGUUGAAAUAUGUCUGAAGAAUAGCAGCAUAAUCUCUUGGCUGUUUAUACUUUUUUAAACUUUCCUGUGUUGUAAAUAUUGUAUACUUUUGGUGAUUCCAGCUAUGUAACCUCUAUGCUCUGUAAGGUGAUUAUUUGUAUAUAGCAACAUGGCCCAGUGAUAUUAUAUAGUUUCCCAAUGGAGAGGUUAUUGAGUAACCUUUGCAUUAGUUUAAACACUACCAGAAGAAUGCUGAGCCAACUAUAAACACUCAAUUUUGUAUGUUUUCCAAAUUGUACUUAUUACUGCUUUUGAUACUGUAUUACGUGCCAAUAGUUUCCCAAUCACAUAGCAGGCAAGAGAUAUUUUGUACUUUUUGAUCCACUGUAAUAUUUAAUAAAAAAUGUUACUAUCUGUU
This is a messenger RNA of Cebus imitator (Panamanian white-faced capuchin), 10435 nucleotides long. RefSeq names its product AT-rich interaction domain 5B (gene ARID5B). Gene Ontology annotation, cellular component: nucleus. The transcript has 7 exons. Gene Ontology annotation, molecular function: transcription cis-regulatory region binding. Lineage: Eukaryota; Metazoa; Chordata; Mammalia; Primates; Cebidae. Bases 3706 to 6543 code for a protein of 945 amino acids. Gene Ontology annotation, biological process: regulation of transcription by RNA polymerase II. The record is from RefSeq and is a predicted model, not a curated record.